Messenger RNA from Phialemonium atrogriseum, 1252 nucleotides. RefSeq lists its product as uncharacterized. The record is from RefSeq and is a predicted model, not a curated record. Gene Ontology annotation, biological process: proteolysis; protein deneddylation. Gene Ontology annotation, molecular function: cysteine-type peptidase activity; deNEDDylase activity. Lineage: Eukaryota; Fungi; Ascomycota; Sordariomycetes; Cephalothecales; Cephalothecaceae. Bases 348 to 878 code for a protein of 176 amino acids. The transcript has a single exon.
GUCAAAGCCCUGAAGACGGAUUGGCUGACCGACAAUGUGAGUUCGCCCUGCAUCUCCAUGCUUGCUUGUCUGCUUCGAGGAAGGCCCGGCUAACAAGUACAUACAACAGAACAUCGCCUUCUGGGAAGAGUUCGUCUCACCACCACCGCCUCCCCCUCCCCCACCUUCACCCCGCCCACCUCCGAUGCCCCUCCCCCAAAUUACCCUACCCUGACCUACCUAUCCCGAACCCGGUGGUUCCCAACACCCAAUUGGCCCGUUUUAUCUGACAUGGGCACUACAGAUGGCUCGAGCGCGAGAUCCUCCCCAAGUACCCUCAGGCCAGCAUCGUCCUUCUGCGACCGAGCAUGACCUUCCUCUUGAUGAAAGACCCCGAUGUCAAAUGCGUCACCACGGCCCUGCCCAACUUCUCGAAAGUGACGCAUAUCUUUCUACCCAUCAACGACAACCGUAAUGUGGCUCAGGCCGAGGGGGGUUCGCAUUGGUCUCUGCUGCUCGUUUCGACCAUCGACAGAGUUGCCUUCCACUACGACAGCCUCGGGGGAGCAAACUGCAAGGAGGCCCAGCACUGCACCAGGCAGCUCUCCCACAUUCUCAAGACGGACCUCAAGUACCAGCAGAUCGAUGACUGCCCGCAGCAGGAGAACGGAAGCGACUGCGGCGUGUUCGUCUGCAUCCUGAUGCGUCACCUGCUCGUCAAGCGCCUCCUCAAUGCCAACGCCCGUGAGAAGGUCUCCAUGAGCAUGGCAAACAAGAUCAUCGACAGCUACGGCGCCCGCAAGGAGAUGAUGAAGAUCAUCGAGUCUCUGCGCAAGGAAGGCGAGAGACGGCGCAGUGCUAGUCCCUUUGCGUCAUCGCACACCCCGCGUAUCGAAUAGGAUCCUGUGGCGGAAAACACCGAAGCUGGCCUGGGUCGUCCACAGCCCCACCGUGAAGGAGGCUUCGGGGACGAGGAGUUUAAUAUUUUGAGAAAACCAGACGGGCCCGAGCGGGAGGCAGCCAAGGGCGUACUGAGAAUUAAGGUGGUUCGGAGGACUGUCCUUCCCCCUCCUUAGACCACACCGAGAUGACGAAGAACAUGAGUGACGAGGCGUUGAAUCUGCCGGUACGGCGUACGGCGUUGGAAACGAGGCAACGUCCCCAAGGAUAUGGGUCUGGCAUGGAAAGCAAGAACUCUGAGAUGAUACUCCCCUUGUAUUUUGUCCUACUCCUCGAUAGCGAUGCAUAUUAUAGCGACUGCUUUUUACUUUGA